AGUUAUAUACUGUAUGAUUCAAGAAGUUAAUACAAGCAACAUUGUUUCCAUGUAUGCAUCACAAUUCCCCAACCUAUUUUACAUUGUAUUUACUGUAUUCUCUCAAAUGAUUUUUCACUUUAAAAUGUAUGCCAAACAAAAACCAAUGAUUGCUAAAUUAGACAAACCAUACAACUAUGCAUAUGGUCUAAUUUGAACAAUUACACAUGCAACGUUUGCUAACAGACAGCACAAACCAUCAUUCUGUGACCAAACUUUGCAUCUGUACUGUUCUUCAAGUAAAUGUGUUUUUGUGAAGUUCAAUGGAAAUGAAAAGUAGUCCUUGUGCAUAGAGUUGUAUGGUUUGUUUAGCAUACGCACAUUUUCUUAUGUUUUCUUCCUGUUUUGCUCUGUCAUGUUUCAGUUACUGGAUGAAAACAAUCAGCUGAUUCAAUGUAUAAUGGACUUCCAGAGCAAAGGAAAGACAGCAGAAUGUUCACAGUAAGUUAUCCUUUAUGUACAAAAACUCCGUACCUGAUGGGCUUUCAGGUUGCAUACUAUCAUGCAUCUGAGUUUUUGCAGUGUAUUGAUGGCUCCUCUCCCUGCGUUUUAAAUGUUAACAUGUGUUUUAUCUGUUUUCUGUCAACAGGUACCAGCAGAUGCUCCACAGAAAUUUAGUUUACCUGGCCACAAUAGCAGACUCCAAUCAGAACAUGCAGUCUCUGCUCCCUGCUGUGAGUAUGGGUCCAGGGUGGAGAAGGGCAGUGAUUUUACAAGAAAGGGACAAUUCAUUGGUACUGAAUUGGAUUCACUCUGACACAUUUUUGGCAGAGGACAAACUUGAAGCAUUCUAGGAUUCAUCAAGUUGUACAGAUACUGUACAAUUAGAAAUAAGGUGUUGUUCUUGGCUCCCGAUAGUUCAAAGAUUGUGGUCAGUGAUUUUAAAUCUCGAACUAAGCAUAGGGCUUUUUUUAUGCCCAAAACAUGACUCUUUGAUGAAGGGGUCUAACAAUACUCCCUCCAUAAGAAACUAUCAUGUAUUCUGAUAUAAAAAUGUAUAGAUCCUGACUUGAAAUAAGGGCCUUGAAAUAAGGGCAUAGAAAUGCAACAACAGAACUAAGUUGCAAUUGAAGAAGAGCCAAGCCUCUUUAUAUGCGUUACACUGGUAGUCAGGAACUCCACCAAAUUCUACCAGUACAGGAAAUUAAGCCAGUAUAGUGGUUUUCCAUCCCAUUCCCAGGAUAUCUAACCCUAUCAAGCUCUGACGAUAGAUUUUGCGGUGCAUGUGAGAUUGAAUGUAAUAAUAUGAUAUGCCUCAUAUGCCACCAAUGGAAGAUUGCCCUGUCUCCCCUAUUGUUGGUCAAAGGGGAGGUGUAUAAUGUUCACCUAGAUGCUCUGUACUUGAUUUCAGAAGUGUGACUCCCCUACUCCCCCAGAGGUAAAGCUUGAAGUGAGUAUGGAUGGAGAAGUGGGGGUUAAUUUAUGAUAGGGUGUCUUGGUUCACACAAUGUUCAUACUGUGUAUUGGAGGCUAUAUGAUUGAUAUUCAAACACAGGAACUUUUAUUGUGAAACUUCAUACAGGAUACCUCUGAGAUACACUGCUGGUGAUAGGCUAAUUGAUGGCCAUUGCAAUAGUAUGAUACAGUGCAAUGUAAUGGUAUACUCUGUGUUGAUAGGCUCUCCUUUAUUAUAAAGGCUUACUUGUUGCUGCAAUCUGGUGCUGUGAAGUAGAUGAUAGAAUAACAUGUCAUAUCCAGAGAUUAUAUAACAUAUUAUAUCCACAGAAAGGCCGGACUCUUUUAAUCCUGUACCUUCAAUAUAAUUUGCAUUUAUUUUGAACAUCAUUUCUGAUCUUACAUUUUAAGAUCCCAUGGUCAUCCGUCCAACAGUCUUCCUCCGUCUCCCCCCUCUUUUUCUCUCAUGCAUGGUUGAGAUAUGUAUCUUAACACGGCUGGUGUUGUCUGUCUGCAGCCUCCUACUCAGAACAUGCCCAUGGGCCCUGGUGGGAUGAACCAGAGCGGAGCACCGGGCCCCCAGCCUCCCCACGGACACAACAUGCCCUCUGAGGGCAUGGUCAGUGGCGGACCCCCAGCCCCUCAUAUGCAGAGCCAGAUGAACGGACAGAUGCCUGGUAAGUGACCUCCCAUCCUCCCUCUAUCCCUGUCUCACUCACUAGGGUUGCCUAGCAACACCACAGAGCUGGAAGAGGAGGGGAGGGUGCUCUGCUAAACGAUGAUGUCACCCGUCUGUGAGCUCUGGUGGUCUUGGACUCCACUUCACUGUGGUUGUGUUUGUAUGCGUGUUUGUUUGUGUGUGGAGAGUAGGGCUGGGCGAUAUGGCCAAAAUAACAUCAUAUUUUCAAAUGUUUUAUCGGAUGUUAUGUUUUUUGAAUAAUACAACUUCUAAACAUGCUUUAUGAGCUGGAUGUCCAAGAUGGCGUAGCAGUGCGGUCGUGUACUCUGUAGUGUGUCCGUGUAAAUAGCCUGUUUUUUGUUUUUUUGUGUAUUUUUCGUAUAUAUUUUCCCUAUCACACUUUUCAUCCUUCUACUAAAUAUACUUUCCUGCAACCCGCCUCACUCAAUGUGGAACGGAUUCUAUUAUUUACUUACCUUUUUCUAGAAUCUCCAGUUAAAACUAGCGAGCCAGCUAACUAGCUACUUUCUAUUAGCCACCGUUAGCGGUUUUCACCCAGAACAUCGGAUUUUCAGCCGGAAUAACUGAAUCCCUGGACCUUAACACCGGAUCGCAACUAGCUAGCCACAACCGAAUGGAUGUUGCUGUUGGCUAAUCACCACUGCCCCCGACGCAAGCACCAGUUAGCCUUGAGCUAGCCUCGAGCCAGGCCCAUAUCCCGGCUAUCUACCUCUCUGUCCACCGGACGGGAGUAGCCAGCUAACUAGCUACUUGCUAUUAGCCACCGUUAGCGGUUUUUCACCAUUGUCCGUGGCCUGCACUACCUACCUACCAGCCAGCUCUAGCCUGGACUAUUAUCGGCCAGUCUGCACUGUCUGCACAACGCGUAUUCGACCCAGAACAUAUCGGAUUUUCUGCCUGGAAUCACUGGACCUUUAACAUUGGAUCAUCGCAACUAGCUAGCUGCAACCAAAUGGAUGUUGUUGUUGGCUAAUCAGCCUUGAGCUAGCCUCGAGUCAGGCCCAUCUCCCGGCUAUCUACCUCUCUGUCAACCAGACGGGACCUCCUAGUGUCGACACGGAGACCCGCCGAUCCAUCACGACUGGUCUGCCGACGUAAUCGUCUGUGGUUUCAACAGGCUUCCCAUUGCGACGACCACGAAGAUCCAUCUGCUAGCCCCGGCCCGCUAGCACACGCAAUUCAACAGCCAUGCUUCCUGCUCGCCUGUGCUGUAGCACCAAUUCGAACUGCUCUCAGACUCACAUAUUGCUGUUCACUGGACUUAUGAUCACUCAGCUGCACAGCUGAUGCCUGCUGGACUGUUCCUUUACACGGUACCCUGUCCUGUUUAUCUGUUUAGCCUCAGCCCAAACUUUCAUCACCAUUACCAGUUGUUGUCUUAGCUCUCUCAAAUAACACCUGUGAUUGCUUUAUGCCUCUCUCCCAUGUCAAUAUGCCUUGCCUAUUGCUGUUCCAGUUAGUUCUUAUUAUACAAUUUCACUGUAGAGCCCCAAGUCCCUCUCAAACUGCCUCAAAUAGCUCCUUUGUUCCACCCCCCAUACCUGCGGAGACCGGCUCAAUCGGUGCCUCCAGUAAUGCUAUCUCUUUCAUUGUUACCCAACGCUUAGGUUUACCUCCACUGUACUCAUAUCCUUCCAUAUCCUUGUCUGUACAUAAUGCCCUGAAUCUAUUCUACAACGCCCAGAAAUCUGCCCCUUUUAUUCUCUGGACCCAACGCACUAGAAGACCAGUUCUUAAAGCCUUUAGCCGUAUCCUUAUUCUAGUCCUCCUCUGUUCCUCUGGUGAUGUAGAGGUUAACCCAGGACCUGCAGCCCCCAGUAUCACUCCUACUCCCCAGGCGCUAUCAUUUGUUGACUUCUGUAACCGUAAAAGCCUUGGCUUUUUGCAUGUUAACAUCAGAGGCCUCCUCCCUAAGUUUGAGUUAUUCACUGCGUUAGCACACUCCGCCAACCCUGAUGUUCUAGCAGUGUCUGAAUCCUGGCUUAGGAAGGCCACCAAAAAUUCUCCAACUACAACAUUUUCCAUCUAGAUAGAACUGCCAAAGGGGGUGGAGACCACUGCGCCUCCCGAGUUUCAACAGGAAACUGUGCCACUAGAGAUCCUGGUUCGAAUCCAGGCUCUGUCGUAGCCGGCCGCGACCGGGAGACCCAUGGGGCGGCGCACAAUUGGCCCAGUGUUGUCCAGGGUAGGGGAGGGAAUGGCCGGCGGGGAUGUAGCUCAGUUGGUAGAGCAUGGCGUUUGCAACGCCAGGGUUGUGGGUUCGAUUCCCACGGGGGGUAUGAAAAAAAAAUUAUGUAUGCACUCACUAACUGUAAGUCGCUCUGGAUAAGAGCGUCUGCUAAAUGACUAAAAUGUAAAUGUAAAUGAGUUGCAAUCUACUGUAGAGAGAGCCUGCAGAGCUCUAUCAUACUAUCCAGGUCUGUGCCCAAACAGUGUGAGCUCCUACUUCUAAAAAUCCACCUUUCCAGAAAUAAGUCUCUCACUGUUGCCGCUUGCUACAGACCCCCCUCAGCCCCCAGCUGUGCCCUGGACACCAUAUGUGAAUUGAUUGCCCCCCAUCUAUCCUCAGAGUUCGUACUGCUUGGUGACCUAAACUGGGAUAUGCUUAACACCCCGGCCAUCCUACAAUCCAAACUAGAUGCCCUCAAUCUCACACAAAUGAUCAAUGAGCCUACCAGGUACAACCCUAAAUCCGUAAACAUGGGCACCCUCAUAGAUAUCAUCCGGACUAAUUUACCCUCUGAAUACACCUUCGCUGUCUUCAACCAGGAUCUCAGCGAUCACUGCCUUAUUGCCUGCGUCCAUAACGGGUCCGCGGUCAAACGACCACCCCUCAACACUGUCAAACGCUUCCUAAAACACUGUAGUGAGCAGGCCUUCCUAAUUGACCUGGCCCAGGUAUCGUGGAUGGAUAUCGAUCUCAUUCUGUCAGUAGAGGAUGCCUGGUUGUUCUUUAAAAGUGCUUUCCUCUCAAUCUUAAAUAAGCAUGCCCCAUUCAAAAAAUUCUGAACUAAGAACAGAUAAAGCCCCUGGUUCUCCUCAGACUUGACUGCCCUUGACCAGCACAAAAACAUCCUGUGGCGUACUGCAUUAGCAUCGAAUAGCCCCCGCAAUAUGCAACUUUUCAGGGAAGUUAGGAACCAAUAUACACAAGCAGUUAGGAAAGCAAAGGCUAGCUUUUUCAAACAGAAAUUUGCAUCCUGUAGCACCAACUCCAAAAAGUUUUGGGACACUGUAAGGUCCAUGGGGAAUAGGAGCACCUCCUCCCAGCUUCCCACUGCACUGAGGCUAGGAAACACUAUCACCACCGAUAACUCUACAAUAAUCGAGAAUUUCAACAAGCAUUUUGCUAUGGCUGGCCAUGCUUUCCACCUGGCUACCCCUACCUCGGCCACCAGCUCUGCACCCUCCGCUGCAACUUGCCCAUGCCCCCCCCGCCCCCCGCUUCUCCUUCACACAAAUUCAGACAGCUGAUGUUCUGAAAGAUCUGCAAAAUCUGGACACCUACAAAUAAUCUGGGCUAGACAAUCUGGACCCUUUCUUUCUAAAAUUAGCCUCCGAAAUUGUCGCAAUCCCUAUUACUAGCCUGUUCAACCUCUCUUUCGUAACGUCUGAGAUCCCCAGAGAUUGGAAAGCUGCCACGGUCAUCCCCCUCUUCAAAGGGGGUGACACUCUAGAUCCAAAUUGUUACAGACCGAUAUCCAUCCUGCCCUGCCUUUCGAAAGUUUUUGAAAGCCAAGUUAAUAAUAAUAAUAAUAAUAAUAAUAACAAACAGAUCACUGACCAUUUCAAAUCCCACCGUACCUUCUCCGCUAUGCAAUCCGGUUUCUGAGCUGGUCAUGGGUGCACCUCAGCCACGCUCAAGGUCCUAAACGAUAUUAUAACCGCGAUCGAUAAUAGACAGUACUGUGCAGCCGUCUUCAUCGACCUGGCCAAGGCUUUCAACUCUGUCAACCACCGCAUUCUUAUUGGCAGAGUAAAUAGCCUUGGUUUCUCAAAUGACUGCCUCGCCUGGUUCACCAACUACUUCUCAGAUAGAGUUCAAUGUGUCAAAUCGGAGGGCCUGUUGUCUGGACCUAUGGCAGUCUCUAUGGGGGUGCCACAGGGUUCAAUUCCCGGGCCGACUCUUUUCUCUGUGUAUAUGAAUGAUGUCGCUCUUGCUGCUGGUGACUCUCAGAUCCACCUCUACGCAGACAACACCAUUUUGUAUACAUCUGGCCCUUCAUUGGACACUGUGUUAACAAACCUCCAAACGAGCUUCAAUGCCAUACAACACUCCUUCCGUGGCCUCCAACUGCUCUUAAACACUAGUAAAACUAAAUGCAUGCUCUUCAAUCGAACGCUGCUGGCACCCGCCCACCCGACUAGAAUCACUACUCUCGGCGGGUCUGACGUAGAGUAUGUGGACAACUACAAAUACCUAGGUCUCUGGUUAGACUAUAAACUCUCCUUCCAGACUCACAUUAAGCAUCUCCAAUCCAAAGUUAAAUCUAGAAUCGGUUUCCUAUUUCGCAACAAAGCCUCCUUCACUCAUGCUGCCAAACAUGCCCUCUUAAAACUGACUAUCCUACCGAUCCUUGACUUCGGCGAUGUCAUUUUUCAAAAUAGCUUCCAACACUCUACUCAGCAAAUUGGAUGUAGUCUAUCACAGUGCCAUCCGUUUUAUCACCAAAGCCCCAUAUACUACCCACCACUGUGACCUGUAAGCUCUUGUUGGCUGGUCCUCACUAUAUAUUCGUCGCCAAACCCACUGGCUCCAGGUCAUCUAUAAAUCACUGCUAGGCAAAUCCCGCCUUAUCUUAGCUCACUGGUCACCAUAGCAACACCCACCCGUAGUAUGCGCUCCAGCAGGUAUAUCUCACUGGUCAUCCCCAAAGCCAACACCUCCUUUGGCCGCCAUUCCUUCCAGUUCUCUGCUGCCAAUGACUGGAACGAACUGCAAAAAUCUCUGAAGCUGGAGACUAUCUCCCUCACUAACUUUAAGCAUCAGUUGUCAGAGCACCUUACCGAUCACUGCACCUGUACACAGCCCAUCUGAAAUUAGCCCACCCAGCUACCUCAUCCCCAUAUUGUUAUUUAUUUAGCUCAUUUGCAGGUAGCCUAGUGGGUAAGAGCGUUGUGCCAGUAACCGAAAGGUUGCUGGUUCUAAUCCCCGAGCCGACUAGGUGAAAAAUCUGUCUGUGCCCUUAAGCAAGGCACUUAACCCUAAUUGCUCCUGUAAGUCGCUCUGGAUAAGAGCGUCUGCUAAAUGACUAAAAUGUAAUGUAUCUCUAUUUGCACAUAAUCUCUUGCACAUCUAUCAUUCCAGUGUUAAUACUAAAUUGUAAUUAUUUUGCCUUCAUAACUUGCUACAUUUGCACACACUGUAUAUAUAUUUUCUGUUGUAUUUUUGACUUUGUUUUGUUUACCCCAUAUGUAACUGUUGUUGUUUUUAUCGCACUGCUUUGCUUUAUCUUGGCCAGGUCGCAGUUGUAAAUGAGAACUUGUUCUCAACUGGCUUACCUGGUUAAAUAAAGGUGGGGGAAAAAAUGAGUAGUUCAUGACCCGGAUUGUUUUAUACUGUUCAAUCCAACUUCAAACAAAACAAUUUCAGCAGAGCUGCAUGGUAUAGGGCAAAAAAUCUAGACCUAGUUAAUUGGUGAACUGUUGGAAUCAUGGAAAAUUGAAUGAUUAUUCGAAUUCUAUAGUUGGAAUAUAGUGGGCAGCACCUUGUUGUUUGACAUGACAACGAAUGAAGAAGCCAUGAAGGAAUUAUUAACAGACUGCAGAGUGAACAGCAAGAAACUGCUUGUGACUCAAUGGUUGAGCAACUGCUGUCUCGUUAAGUGACAGGGGGCGGGGCUUGGUUGUGGGAAGCAGCAUGCAGCAGGAGGAGAGGGAGAAAGACAUCUCAAGUAGCAAACUGAGGCAACUAUAACGGACAUUACACGCACCAGGGUUGUUUAUCACAUUUAACAAACCAAACAUUGAAAUAAUGUAAUAGAAGGUAAAGUAAAAACCAAAACCUGUCCUUGAUUCAAUACCAGUAUAUAGUAAAAUACGGUAUACCGCCCAGCCCUAGGGGAGAGACUGCUAACAUUUAGUAUACUUUGUUCUGCUGCAGGGUAGAUUGACCAAUUAUUACCAGUUGUCAAGGCUCUACAGCACACAUGCUCAUACAUAUUAGAAUAGGGAGAAAAUACUUUCUCAGGAAAGUGAAUGUUUUAAUAAAAUAAUUCAAUCUUAAUCUCUGUACUGUAUGGUCAUAUAUCUUCCUAAAGGUUGAAUGAUCUGUCCUUUUUUUCUCAGGGCCUAAUCACAUGCCCAUGCAGGGCCCUGGGCCGGGUCCCAACCAGCCCCCCAACAUACCCGGCAGCGGCUCCAUUAACAUGCCCCCCAGCAGCCACGGCUCCAUGGGCGGCUACAACCACGCUGUGCCGCCCUCUCAGGGCAUGCCUGCCCAAGGCCAAAUGAACAUGACCCAAGGACCCAUGGGCAACUACGGCCCCCGGCCCAACAUGAACAUGCAGCCUAACCAAGGUACAGGAAAGAGGAAAACAAACGUCUCCUUGAAAGACCUUCUCUUUGACCCAUACACAUCUUUUGAUGAUGACAUCCACCCAUGAAUGCUUUAUUGUUUAGUUUUUUCAAAUUGGGUUCUGUAAUGACAUAUUGUGUGUUUUUGUGUUGUUCCCGCCCCAGGGCCCAUGAUGCACCAGCCUCCCUCCCAGCAGUACAACAUGCCCCCUGGGGGUGGCGGGCAGCACUACCAGGGCCAGCAGAACCCCAUGGGCAUGAUGGGCCAGGGGAACCACGUGAUGGGGCAGAGGUCCAUGCCCCCUUACAGACCCCCACAGCAAGGUACGCUCUGCUCUACAGAGUGGGCACUGGGCCAAGGCGCUUGGUUUGACUUGAUACAGGGCUGAAACCUCUUCUCCUGUCCCUAACCCCCUUUCCACUUCGUCUUUAAGUGGAACUAUCUUUCACUUACACUGCCGUUGCUCAUAGACACAGGUAGCCCCAUUACCAUAGAAGGAACACCCAGGUGCCCUGAAGGUUGUUGUCAGCCCCAGACAACUGAACUAUAGUUUGGGGACCAGGAGCUCUCUAGCGAAUUAAGCGGCCCAAAUUCCAACCUCACUCCCCUUUACCCACCGAAAUGACCCCCCCCCCCCCCCCCCCCCCCCUCCUCCCUCCCGCCCCAACUACACCUUGAAUCAACCUGUGUGUGUUGUGUGUGUGUAUGUAGGACCCCCUCAGCAGUACCCAGGGCAGGAAGACUACUAUGGGGACCAGUACAGUCACGCAGGACAGGGAGCCUCAGAAGGUAGGAGAACCAACCCUCCAACCAACCAACCGCUCGUAGAAACAACCAAACCUCUCCGUCCGUCUAACGUUCACUUAGAGAAGCUGUAUUGAGGCAUGGAGAAGGACAGAGGAUAGAGAGUACCAAAACAACAUUGUGUGACAGUGACACCGUCCCUCAGCUAAAGCCAGUGAAUUGCUCAGCACCACUUUACACCCGAGCCGCAUAGAGACAGAUCAUCAAUGGUUUAUGUUGGUUCCACCGCAGUUAUCUAGAAAAUUUGUGGAAAUAGAGAAUGGAAGCUGUCUUUAACUGUUCAGUUGGACAGUCAAAGUGCUCUGUAAUCCUGGCAAGAAGGAAGCUCUGAUGUUUGCCCGCCCACCAUCCCUCCGGAGCUCUGCGUCUUCGAUAAACAAAUAGCUAGUCGUCUAGUUAUUCUGUCAAACUGUUAUCUUGUGGAGGUGGGGCUCCAAAUGCGUACUGCGACUCAAUCCAGGAAGUUGAUCUUAGGUGGCGCUUUUAGCGGAAGUGGAGGUCCUACUUUAGCAGAAGCCCCACGCACGAGUUGACAGAUGUUGUGUUGAAGACUCCUGGUGGAAAAGCAGACUAGUUGGACUGGGAUUUUUCACCAGUGAUUUUCCACCCCUCCAUAGUGAUUUUGCAUCAUAGCAUCCCCAUCAACGAUUAUUCUUAAAUUAAUAACUUUCUCUUGCAUGUGUCAAUCACUUUUACACCUUUCUGAGUUGUCUACUUUCUAUUCCCUUUCAAACUUUGACACAGUACUCUCCAGUCUCAUAGCUAGGUUGUACUCUGAUGGGAAUUACAGGAUUUAAAUAUUGUCUUGUAAAACUGUAUAUUCUCAAAAGAAAUUGAAACAAAAAAAUUCCAGUGUUUACUUAUCACUUUUGCAAAACUAUAUUUAUGAACAUUGAUACCCACACACACAGAGACAUUGCUUGAAGCAAAAUAAAAGAUGUACCGGUAUAUAACAAUCUGUAUAUUUAUAAUCCCCUGAUUUUCCCCCUCAUUGACCUCAAACAUGGACAUGAAAUAACAUGUCUUCCUAUCUCCUUGUGAAAUAAUGCUAUAGGUGGUUUGCUACAGCCACCGUUCCCUGAUCAAGGCUUUGAUCCCUCAGAACAAUACUACCAAGGAGGUAUCUAUGUAGCUUCUCAGAAAUGUACACACAGGGGAAAAGGAAGAAGCUAAGCUAAAGACACAUGAUGACUUAUGGAACUUUUGUGUUGCUUCUGCUUUUAUGGAGACAUUUCUGAGACUUCUUUCCAAAUGUGACAAAGGCUAUUGUGUUUGAUAACUGCAGUAGCCUAAAUGCUAGCUCUUUACAAUUAAUAACAUAACUCAAAUACACUUUCUACACCAGUAUUAUUUCCCCCGUUUAGCCUUCCCUGGCCAGCUGAAGCUUUCUGAUUUUGUUCUAAGUCUCUGCUCUCUGUUUUCUGGCUUCAUGUCCCUCAACGCUAUGCACGUGACUACUUUUAAUCGUUCUUGAUUUAUCACUCACAAAUAUUUCAUUUCUCAUAAAUGUUGUUGUUCCAGCUUUGUUUUAUUAAUGGCUCAUAGCAGGUGUCAGGUAAGGAUGCUAAAAAGGAGUCACUAUAACAACCCUGUUGCAUAUAAAAACAAACAAAAAUUAACGUAAUGUUUUAAUGGGCGUGCUCACAGUGUUGGUUCUUUUCUCCUGUGGUUCUUGUCUUGUCUGCCAGAGCGAGACCCAGCAGCCAACCAACAGUCCCCCUAUGAAAAAGAUAAUGGUUUGUUAACUUUGUUUGUUAACAGCCUAAAUCAGUGUUUUCAAAAAACGUUCUGAUCAGGGUUGGGGUCAAUAUCCUGUUCAAUUCAGGAAGUAAAAUAAAAUUCCAAUCAUGGUGUUGGUUCUUUUCUCCUGUGGGUCAUGUCUGCCAGAGCGAGACCCAGCAGCCAACCAACAGUCCCCCUAUGAAAAAGAUCAUGGUUUGUUAACUUUGUUUGUUAACAGCCAAAAUCAGUGUUUUCAAAAACGUUCUGAUCAGGGUUGGGGUCAAUAUCCUAGUCAAUUCAGGAAGUAAAAUGAAAUUCCAAUCAUGGUGUUGGUUCUUUUCUCCUGUGGGUCAUGUCUGCCAGAGCGAGACCCAGCAGCCAACCAACAGUCCCCCUAUGAAAAAGAUAAUGGUUUGUUAACUUUGUUUGUUAACAGCCAAAAUCAGUGUUUUCAAAAUACAUUCUGAUCAGGGUUGGGGUCAAUAUCCUGUUCAAUUCAGGAAGUAAGCUGAAAUUCCUAUCAUGCUGGGAAAAUUUGGAAUUGGAAUUUCAGUUUACCUUCCGACUUGACUGAAUUGAAAUGGACCCCAAGCCUGAUUCUGGCCACACUAAGCAUUGAUGCCUGCUGUGUUGUCGUCAAACCUGGUUCAGAUACUGUAAUGUCACAGAUACCGUAAUGUCUCUCUGUUGCCCCCUGUAGGUAACGCCCAGUAUGGCCAGCAGCAGGAGGCCUACCAGCAAGGUCCUCCCCAGCAGCAGGGCUACCCCCCACAGCAGCAGUACCCCGGACAGCAGGGCUACCCUGGACCGCAACAGGGCUACGGUGGGUGGAACCUCAGCAACAUCAUUGAAUCAGUCUGUCUCGGUCUCUCUGUUUCUCGCUCCUUAUCUCUCACUCCUCUCUCUUUCUUUUCUCUCUUUCUCUUUUAAUUUUACCAUAGCUUAUUACUUUGUAUACUUUUUUACUGCAAUGGGAAAUAAAAAGAUGUUGGUGUGUUCCCAUGCUCUGAUGACGUCUGGCAGUCAGUCCACGCUCAUCCUGUAGGAGGCACCACUUACUUUCCUUUUCAUUGUCUUGAAACAUCAGUCCUAAAUUCCAAAUGGCACUCAUCCAGAUCCUCACAUAUGUUUACUGAACCGCACCACUGUUUUGCCAAUUGAUAUGGUGCACUUUCAAUGUUGCAGCAGCACAAUCAAGGCUACACAUGCUGGCACGUUGAUCAGAAGAGGUAGCUGGCAGACAUUGGCGCUGGGUUAGGUGUCCCUCUAGUACUGCGGUGAGUGACUGUAUAGGCCUAGUCACUGUGUGAUAGAAAGGUUCUGGCCUCAGAAAGCUAGAGAUGGCGAGAGAGUGAAAGAGAAAGGAAUAGGACAGGCUUAUGGGUAAUCACCCUCGGCAGUGUGGGCGUGGGAACCACAGCCCCCCUCGUUCGCUUUUAAAAUCCUGUCAGCUCUCCUUUCUCUCUGAGCCAGAGGCCUUUCUCUCAUGUCAGUAAUGAGCUGGUGGAAAGAGGCAGAGGCUGUGAGUUGGGCUCCAUCUGGCACACACACACACACACUUGUUCGCUCUCACAGGCGGGCCCCACAAGGUUAAGAUUUGCUGUAGCUGCGUCUGCAUUACGAGCACCUAAUGACGUUUGACUUGGCCCAGUCAGUCAUUCAUUGAAUCACUGAUCAGCCGUUAGAAUGCCUGAUAACAUGGUGCUAUGCGUUGGUAAGGUUGCAGAGGCUGUCUGAUGCAGUGAUUUUUAAUGAGGGCCCCUUGAUGUCUCCUUGCAUUAGAAAACUUAACACCAAGCCCUGGUUCUGGCUACAGCUACGGCUGCAGUAAGUCAGACUCUCUCAUUACACAGCAGAGUAGGCCAGUGUUAAUGUGGAGCCAAACUUCAACAAAUGGGCCAGGGCCCAACUAAUACUACUACCACCCACCAGUCUCUCUCUGCCAUGCCUCUGGCUGGCUGUCUGGUUGUCAAUGGAUAUGUCUAUUGGAGUGCAUUGGGGAGAUAAAGGUUAAUUGACACUCUCAAGAACAAGACGUGUCAUAAUGAUGGACAUCAAACAGAACAAAGUCAGUGAAUCAAGUGCGCUGUUAUACUCCCAGGUUGACUGUGUGGUUUUUGUUAUUGAACAGACCAGUCUUCUUAACUGGUCAUAUAUGGUGUGAAGAACUGUAGCAUCAUGUUUCAGUCAGACAUCAUAACCUUUUUCUCUCUGCUCUGUCCCCCUUUCCCAGGCCCGUCCCAGGGAGCCCCAGGCCAGUACCCCCAGGGUUACCCCCAGGGCCAGGGGCAGCAGUAUGGGGCCUACCGGGGCCCCCAGCCCGGCCCCCCUCAGGCCCAGCAACAACGCCCAUACCCAGGCUACGAUCAGGUGAGUAUGAGCCCAUGAGUAGGCAGGCCUAACCUCUAUCUGUAUGUGACUCUUAUUGUGUCCUUUUAUAUGUUGGCUAGAGAUGGAUGGAAGUUAAAGAUAUAACGUUAAGUUUAUCCAGAGUUCAGGGAGUGUCCAUAAGCAAGAGACCAGGGUGGAGUGGGUGUCUUGUGCAUGCUGACAUUGUAUGGGGAGUUUAAGACAAGUGGAAAAGAGUUGAAUAAUAUAUUGCCUUGGAUAAUACAACAAGUCAGACCAGAGCACUGCAAUGCAAGGGCAAUGUAGUGUCUCCUCCCUAAACAUAACUGACUUUUGAGAGUGUUGAAGAGGAGGGGAAAGCUACGUGUUGCCCUGUAUUUUCUGUGGUCCUUUGCGGGGGCCACAGCAACACUUUGAUUCUUUAUCUUUGAAUAUUCAGGGACACAUGAGGAAAUAAAGACCCGGGGAUUUGAACCCCUGACUAGCUCUGUAAGAAGCAAAGGUAAUGGUUGCUGUGAAGAUGUCACCUCAAUGUCAAAUCUGGACGUGUGGCCGUUCGCCUAGCCUUGAUUUGCAUUCGUCAUGUUUCUCCUCCUGUCUUCUAUUUAAACAUCUGAUUUCCACCUUUACUUUACCUCUUUUUGUAACCAGGGGUCGAAUUCUAUUCUUGAGGUCUUCAAACACAUCAAGCAUAAUCUGUAG
Messenger RNA from Coregonus sp. 'balchen', 14228 nucleotides. The record is from the annotation of a GenBank genome assembly. Lineage: Eukaryota; Metazoa; Chordata; Actinopteri; Salmoniformes; Salmonidae.